AUGGUUGCUCCAAGGAAUACUGCUUACGCGGAGGAGAGCGCGGAAGUGGAGGUGUUGUAUGCCAAUCUUGAGAAACUUAAGCUUCUCACCAGGGGAAUCCAAGGUUCCCUCGUCCGGCUGGAAACCGGGGGGAACGUCGUGAAACACGCCAUUGGGCCCAUCUACAGUAAUACCCAAUCACUGCAAAUCACCAACAGCAACAUUGAUAAGGUCAAUGAUGCCAUUGAUCGCCUGCGUCAACCCCUCGAAGCAAAGAAUCGGGAGGAAGAUAUCAUUCGUUCUGGCCCGCAAAAUGUCGAGUUGUCGCAGUAUUUGGCGGCCAUAAAACGUGUAGAAAAGGCGCUCGUCGAUUUAAAUUCUACAAACUUAAGAUCGAACCAGAAAGCCAUUUCUGAUUUCAACACUUUAAUGAACACCGGAGCCGUUCGCCUUCAAGACUUGUUACGAAGCAAGUUGAGCGACCACGUCAACCCUAUCGAGCCAUUGCAUUAUUUGACGAAAGAGCUAUCGUUUCCGUCAAUCCCGGAAGAAACCGUUGCAGAGUUGGGACCUAUAUGUGCCGCAAUCAAUUCCGCAGCAACCCACAGCCCUCAACGUGGCGACGGUGGAAAUGCUGCCCUUAAUAUAUAUGCUGACAUCCGAGGACCAUAUAUCUCUUCCAGCUUGCAAAAUCUUGCCACUGCAUCUCUGAAUACCGUGAAAAGGAGGGCUAAUGAUGGCCCUUAUAAACAAGGCACCAACGGUAUUGGCAUUUACUCGAAUGCUUUGGAAAAUUUCAUAUACAUCGAACACGAUAUCAUCUCACGAAUCUUUACAGGAGACCAGCAGGGGAUGGCUCUACAAGCAACAUGCCAGUCGGCUUUAGCUGAAUACUCGAAGACCCUGCGUGAGCUCAAUCAGUAUAUCAGAGCCAAUCUCAUGACAGAUUGCUUUUUGGCUUUCGAAAUCAUUGAGAUUGUCACAGCAAUGUCUUACCGUGUUGAUUCAAAGACAGGGGAGCUCAAGAGCAUGUUCAUAGAAGCUCUAAGGCCUGUUCGUGAAACCGCAAAGUCCUCCCUCUCGGAAUUGCUGGAAGAGACAAAACGGAAAGCUGCAUCCAUCCAAGUGCUUCCACCGGAUGGGGGGUCUGUGCCUCUUGUCAACGAGGUCAUGAGCUCUUUGGUCACGUUGACUGGAUAUUCUGGACCAUUGGCAUCUAUCCUAACCUCCUUAGGAGACGGCAACUGGCGCUCUGCUUCAAAUGCGUCGGGUUCUGCUCCUUUGGAUGUCAACCCAGAUAGUUCCACACUUCUAUCGCACUUUAUUCUCGAUAUGAUUGAGGCCCUUAUGAUAGCGCUGGAGUCUCGGGGCCGGGCAUUCCAUCGCACCAAAGCUGUCCAGGGCGUCUUCCUAUCGAAUGUCUUUUGCAAUGUCGACCGCUCUAUCCGGUCGAGCGCCGAGCUAGCACGGUACCUAGGCUCUCCCGACAGCAUCGCACGGGUAGACACCUUUCGCAAACGCGCCACCUCGACCUAUCUGGACGCUUGGAAGGAAACUUCACAGUAUCUACUCGAUGUACAGUAUACAUCUCGGGGUGCUGGGGGGUCGACUCGUCCCGCAUCUGGGGGUGUUGUUGAUUCUAGCGCCAUAGUCAAAUCUCUUUCAUCGAAAGAUAAGGACGCCAUCAAAGAUAAGUUCAAGGCGUUCAAUACAAGCUUCGAUGAACUGGUUUCUCGUCACAAGGGUCUGUAUAUGGAGCGAGAAGUGCGAAAUGUCCUGACGCGCGAGGUGCAAGCUGUGCUUGAGCCUUUAUAUGCACGAUUCUGGGACCGCUACCAUGAAAUUGAUAAGGGCAGAGGCAAGUACCGGAGCCCCGCUAAGUCUGGGCCACCGCAAGCAAAAUUUCCGUUGAUCACGCACACACUCCCUCCCCCUCGAUAUCUUUUUCCCUCUCUUCUUGCCUCUCAAUUCCUUGUGGAAGUGCUUCAAUUCAUUUCUAGCAAGAUAAAUCGGUUCUCUACAUGGAGGCAACUAUGGCUGUGGCUUGCGGAGUCUGAGAAAGAACUCGGCCUCUCUAUCUCCGACGAGGCCAUUGAGCAGAUGAAGGCCCACCUUACCAUCCAAGAUGAGGAGUUCAUGGUUGCUGCUGAGGAGGAGAAGCGCCGUCGACACGAUGUCAUGGCCCACGUUCAUGCUUUUGGCCAGGUCGCACCCGCCGCCGCCGGUAUCAUCCACUGGGGUGCCACCUCGUGCUACUGCACGGACAAUGCGGAUCUUAUCUUCCUCCGCGAUGGUCUCGAUAUCCUCAUUCCCAAGCUUGCCGUCGUGAUUGACAAGCUGUCUCAGUUCGCUCAGCAGUACAAGGACUUGCCUUGUCUCGGUUUCACCCACGGCCAGCCCGCCCAGCUUGUUACUGUCGGAAAGAGAGCUUGCCUCUGGAUUCAGGACUUGCUAAUGGAUCUGAGGAACUUGGAAAGGGCACGCGAUGACCUGCGCUUCCGUGGAGUCAAGGGCACCACCGGUACUCAGGCUUCUUUCCUCCAGAUCUUCGACGGAGACCACUCUAAGGUCGAGCAACUGGACGAGCUUGUCACCAAGAAGGCCGGUUUCGACUCUGCAUUCAUCAUUUCCAGUCAGACCUACUCGCGAAAGAUCGACGUUGAUGUCGGCAAUGCACUGGGAUCCUUCGGAUCCACCUGUGAGCGCAUUGGCAUUGAUAUCCGCCAUUUGGCUAUGCUUAAGGAGGUUGAGGAGCCUUUCGAGAAGGACCAGAUUGGCAGCAGCGCGAUGGCUUACAAGCGUAACCCCAUGCGGUCUGAGCGUUUGUGCUCGCUCGGAAGACACCUUCAGAACCUCCCCAAGGAUGCGUUGGACACCUACUCCGCGCAGUGGUUUGAGCGUUCUCUGGAUGACAGUGCCAUUCGUCGUAUCAGCAUUCCUGAGCUCUAUCUCUCUGCUGACGCCUGUCUCAUUCUCCUGAACAACGUUACUUCCGGUUUUGUUGUUUACCCCGAAGUCAUCAAGCGCCGUAUCAUCAUGGCCUGCGUGAAGAAGGGACUUUCCCGCCAGGACGCCCACGAGGAGAUCCGCGUUCUCUCCCACCAAGCAGCAGACAACGUCAAGAAGCAGGGCAAAGACAACGACCUUCUCGACCGUAUUCGCCGCACCGCAUUCUUCAACCCCAUCCUGCCCGAACUUGACGCCCUCCUCGACCCCAGCACCUUCGUCGGCCGUGCUCCCCAGCAAGUCGAGAAGUUCACCUCCACUGAGGUUAAGAAGGUCCUCGAACCAUAUGCAUCCUACAUCGCCAAGGCCGAGACCUCUGCGCUAAGCGUUUAA
Aspergillus alliaceus is the source of this 3318-nucleotide messenger RNA. Its product is annotated as Cullin repeat-like-containing domain protein. Gene Ontology annotation, biological process: 'de novo' AMP biosynthetic process; exocytosis. Bases 1 to 3318 code for a protein of 1105 amino acids. NCBI's taxonomy places the organism in Eukaryota, Fungi, Ascomycota, Eurotiomycetes, Eurotiales, Aspergillaceae. The record is from RefSeq and is a predicted model, not a curated record. Gene Ontology annotation, cellular component: exocyst; cytosol. The transcript is spliced from 11 exons. Gene Ontology annotation, molecular function: (S)-2-(5-amino-1-(5-phospho-D-ribosyl)imidazole-4-carboxamido) succinate lyase (fumarate-forming) activity; N6-(1,2-dicarboxyethyl)AMP AMP-lyase (fumarate-forming) activity; phosphatidylinositol-4,5-bisphosphate binding.